UAUGUAUCUUUUUCAAACUUCAGAGUUUGAACACUGCUUGUCUCUGUAAUGCAGCAAAAUAGUACACUCUAGUACUUCACACUCUCCCCCAAAUAUCAGCGCGUGCUCCCACUCUCUCUCUCUCUCCCACGAUUAUUUUCUCCACUCUCUCCAAACCUCAACACCACAUUCAAAUUCUCUCCCUCUCCUCAAACCAACCAUCACUACAAAAACCAACCAACCAACCUCAACCUCAACCUCAUCAAACUAAAAACAACAACUCUUUCUCUCUCUCUCCUUCCUCUGUCUUCUACAAAACCACAUUCACACUCCUACAUAAAGUUCUGUCUUUUUUCAUACAAUCACCAACCCAUUUCCUUCAAAUCCUCAAAACCAACCUCCAUUCACCCUUUCAUGCAAAGAUUCCAUCUGAGUUUCUCUCAAAAUCCAACCUUGAUGAUGGAUUCAUCUUCAUCUCCUCUCUCUCUUCAAAACCCAUCCUCCUCACCAAAACCCACCAAAAAAACCUUACUUUCAUCUCUAAUUGGCACCAACACUCCUUCAUCUCUUCGAACCCCUUCCUUUGAAGAAGACAACUACUUUGUCACCCUUCUCAAAUCCUCAGAGAAAAAAGCACUUCAAGACCUCAAAAAACUCCUCCUUGAAGCCACCACCACCUCAUCCAAUGAAGUUUCCAUGUGGGGUGUUCCUCUCCUUGGCGGCGACGACAGAGCUGAUGUAAUCCUCUUGAAGUUCCUCAGAGCAAGAGACUUCAGAGUCAAUGAAUCCCUCAACAUGAUUCUAAAGUGCUUAUCUUGGAGAAAAGAGUUCUCUGCUGACACCAUAGUGGAAGAGGAUUUAAGUCAGUUCAAGGAACUAGAAGGUGUUAUAGCUUAUAUGCAAGGCUAUGACAAAGAGGGCCACCCUGUUUGUUACAAUGCUUAUGGUUUGUUUAGAGACAAAGACAUGUAUGAGAGAUUCUUUGGUGAUGAAGAGAAGCUCAAGAAGUUUCUUAGAUGGAGAGUUCAAGUUCUUGAAAGAGGUAUUAGGCUUUUACAUUUUAAACCAGGCGGUGUUAAUUCUCUUAUUCAAGUAACCGAUCUAAAAGAUAUGCCUAAAAGAGAGUUGAGGGUUGCUUCUAAUCAUAUUAUGUCACUUUUUCAAGAUAAUUACCCUGAAAUGGUUGCUAGAAAGAUCUUCAUCAAUGUGCCAUGGUAUUUCAGCAUGUUGUAUUCAAUGUUUAGUCCUUUUUUGACUCAAAGGACUAAAAGCAAGUUUGUGAUAUCAAAAGAAGGAAAUGCUGCUGAGACACUCUACAAAUUCAUUAGACCUGAGGAUAUUCCUGUUCAGUAUGGAGGGCUAAGUUUUCCCAGUGAUUUGCAAAAUGGUCCCCCAAAACCUGCUUCUGAAUUCACUGUCAAAGGAGGAGAGAAAGUGAAUAUACAAAUAGAAGGAAUUGAGGGAGGUGCAACAAUCACUUGGGACAUUGUUGUUGGAGGCUGGGACUUAGAAUACAGUGCUGAGUUUGUUCCAAAUGCUGAAGGAAGCUACACUAUAGCAGUUGAGAAGCCGCGAAAGAUUGGAUCAUCCGAAGAAGCGAUCCACAACUCAUUCACGUCGAAAGAAUCCGGCAAAAUGAUACUCUCGGUCGACAACACCGCCUCAAGGAAGAAAAAAGUCGCCGCGUAUCGUUACGUCGUCCGAAAAUGCACCGCAACUUGAACGGAUGCUAUGGCAUCAAGUAGCUUUAAAUUUUAAUUUUUGCUAAUGAUGUUUUUUGUUUAGACCUUUGUUUUAUGUUUUUGAACUUGUUUUUAUGGCAUGUUUAAAUUUAGAGGUAUUAAUAUAAAUUAAGUAGUGAUUAGUGUAAUGUAAAGAAGAGAAGAAUGAUGGUAAUAUGGUAAUAGUAGUAAGUAUAUUUUGCUUGGUAUAGAAGAAAAGCAAUUAAGUUUGCUUAUAUAACAUAGUACCAUGUUACUGUUUUUUUGGGACAGAGUAUUGUGUAUGUUGCAAUCUAGAGGGAGGUUACUUUA
This is a messenger RNA of Lathyrus oleraceus (garden pea), 2012 nucleotides long. Its product is annotated as patellin-6. Gene Ontology annotation, molecular function: lipid binding. Bases 394 to 1701 code for a protein of 435 amino acids. The record is from RefSeq and is a predicted model, not a curated record. The transcript is spliced from 4 exons. NCBI's taxonomy places the organism in Eukaryota, Viridiplantae, Streptophyta, Magnoliopsida, Fabales, Fabaceae.